AUGGGUAACAAUAUUAGUAAUAGUAAAUCUGUUCGUCUUUCAAAUUUAACUACUGUUACAGAAUCAGCAUCAUAUACAUUUGAAAAUAAAGAAGAUGUAACAUUAAUUUGGUUAGAUAAAACUAUUGAUACAACACGAACAACAUUACGUGAAAUAACUGAUUAUGUUGUACUUUAUACUGAACUUGAACCAUGUAUAACUUAUAUUCGUUCAAUAAAUAAUGAACGUAUAUUUCUUAUUGUAUCUGGUGAAUAUGCUGAACAAUGUCUUGAAGAAAUAUAUAAUUUAUCACAAAUUGAUUCAAUAUUUAUAUUUUGUAUGAAUAUAUUAAAAUAUAAAAAUAAAUUUAUUAAUUCAAAAUAUAUUUCAAAAAUAGUUGGUAUAUUUGAUAAUGAAGAUCAAUUAGUAAAAUCUAUUCGAGAAGAAUUAGAUUAUUUACAUAAACAAUUAUCAACAUUUAGUUUAUAUGAAAAACAAAAAUCAACAAGAGAUUUAUCAAAAGAAUCGGCAUCAUUUCUUUGGUUUCAAUUAUUUAAAGAUGUUCUUCUUCAUAUGCCAAGAUCUGAAGAAGCUAAAGAUGAAAUGAUAAAACAAUGUCAACAAUAUUAUCGAGGUAAUAUAGAAGAAUUAAAAAGUAUUGAUGAUUUUAUUCAAACAUAUACACAUGAUGAUACAAUACGUUGGUAUACAAAACAAUGUUUUAUUUAUCGUUUAUGUAAUAAAGCAUUACGAACUGAAGAUAUUGAAUUAUUAUUUAUAUUUCGUUAUUAUAUACAAGAUUUAUGUAAACGUUUAGCUGUUGAACAUGAAAUAUUUCGAACAAAAGAAAUAAAUCAAUCAAUAUUAACAUUAUAUCGUGGUUUAAAAUUAACUAAAGAUGAAAUAAUUCGUUUUCAAUCAAAUACUGGUUCAUUAACAUCAACAAAUGGUUUUUUAUCAACAACACGUAAUUAUGAUUUAGCAUUACAAUUUGCAUUAAAAACUUCAAAACGUUCAGUUGAUGUUUUACCAACAUUAUUUAUAAUUGAAGCUGAUUUACAUUUAGAUGAUGUUGUAUUUGCUGAUAUAUCAUCAUUAAGUGUUUAUCCUGAAGAAGAAGAAGUUUUAUUUGAUAUUGGUUGUGCAUUUAAAAUAAAAGAAGUUUAUUUUAAUGAUAAUAAAAAUGUUUGGAUAAUACAUAUGAAUUUAACAAAUGAAGCUCGACAAAUUGUUGAAAAAUAUAUUGAAGCAAAUAGACGUGAAAUGGAAAAAGGUAAUGUUUUACUUAUAUUUGGUUUAUUAUUAACUGAAAUGGGACAAUAUCAUCAAGCACAAGUUUAUUUUGAAAAAUUACUUUCAUCAAAUACAGUUGAUGAUAAAAUAUCAUUAUAUACAAAUAUUGGUCGUGUAAAAUUUUAUAAAGGUUUAUUUAAUGAAGCAUUAAAAGAUUUUUUAACUGUUUAUAAUAUAUUAAAACAAGAAUAUCCAACAAAUUAUCUUGAUUUUGCACGAACAAUGAAUAAUCUUGGAUUAAUUUAUUUAGAACAAAAACAAUAUGAUUUAGCAUUUGAAUAUCAUUCUAAUGUUAUUCAAAUUUAUCAACAACAUUUACAAACAUCAGAAUUAUUAUUAGCUAAUAGUAAUAAUGCAAUAGGUGUUAUAUUUACACAUAAACAUGAAUAUAAUCGUGCAUUGGAAUAUUUAUUUUGUGCUAUGAAGCUUUAUGAAAAACAUUUACCAACUAUUGAACAUCCAACAAUGGCAACAAAUUAUAAUAGUAUUGGUUUAGUUUUUCAUUAUAUAAAACAAUAUAAUCAAGCAUUAGAUUAUUGUUUAAAAGCAUUAAAUAUUCGUGAAAAACUUUUACCAUCAAGUCAUCCACAUAUUGCUGAUAGUUGCAAUAAUGUUGGUCUUAUCUAUCAUCAUUUAAAUGAAUAUGAAAAAGCAUUAGAUUUAUUUCAUCGUUCUUUAGAAAUAUAUACGAAUUCUGAUCAAAAAAUGCGGAUACCUACUUGUUUGAAUAAUAUGGGACUUUUAUAUUUAGAUCAACAUAAUUAUGAUAAAGCUAUUGAAUAUUAUAUGAAAGCAUUAGAUUUAUAUAAUAAUGAAAAUAAUGAAAAUAUUUAUCAAGAUAAAAUUGGUUUUACACUUGAUAAUUUAGGUGUUGCAUAUGAAAUGAAAUGUGAUUAUAAAAAUGCAUUAAAAUUUUAUAAACAAUCAUUAGAAUGUCAAUUACAAAAUUCAGAAAAAUUUUUUAGAAUAUUAAUUAAAAUUGGAAAUAUUUAUCAAAAAAAAGGUGAUUAUAAGCGAGCAUUAGAUUAUUAUCAUAAUGCAUUAAAUCAAACUGAACAAAUUCCAAUAGAUCUCAAAUCAUCUGUUCUUAUAUCAAUGGGUACUAUUUAUCAUCGACAACAUCAACAUGAUUUAGCACUUCAAUUAUAUAAACGUGUUUUAUCUAUUUAUAAACAUUUAUCAUUAAAUCAAGAUCUUAAUUUAGCAUGGACAUAUAAUAAUAUGGGUUGUCUUUAUGAUGAUAUGGGUGAUAUAAAAGGAGCAUUUAAAUAUCAAAAAAAAGCUUACAAUAUACGACAAAAACUUUUACCAUCAACACAUCCUGAUUUAGCAACAAGUUUAAAUAAUUUAGGACGUAUUCAUCAAAUAUUAGCUUAUCGUUUAGAUGGAAAUUCAACUGAAUAUGAACAAGCAUUAGAAUAUUAUAAAGCUGCACAUGAUAUUCGACGACAAUCUUUAGCUAUGGAUCAUCCUGAUUUAGCAAUAUCUUAUUAUAAUCUUGCAUUGAUAUAUAUUGAUUUACAAGAAUAUGAACAAGCAUAUAAUGAAAUAGAACAAGCAUUAAAUAUUCAAAGAAAAAUAUUGCCAAUUAAUCAUCCCAAUUUAGAACAAACAUUAAAUAUUGAAAAAAAGAUUAAAACAAAACUUAACUAUCAUGUUAAUUAA
Molecule: messenger RNA, 2937 nt
Organism: Rotaria sordida
Lineage: Eukaryota; Metazoa; Rotifera; Eurotatoria; Philodinida; Philodinidae
Source: the annotation of a GenBank genome assembly